Staurois parvus is the source of this 423-nucleotide messenger RNA. The record is from the annotation of a GenBank genome assembly. NCBI's taxonomy places the organism in Eukaryota, Metazoa, Chordata, Amphibia, Anura, Ranidae.
CAGUUUCUAAAAUUAAAAAAUUUGUCGCCAGUUCCGGCCCCCAUACGUCCCGACGCUCGCAGGGACCGGAACACGGAAGCCGGAUGCCGGCAUCUGCCGGAGGAGAUGGCCAGGGACGUUGCAGGGGACGCAUCGCGGGAGCGAAGGACAAGGUCAAAAUUAAAGAUGGAAGACAUCAAAGAGGUUAACAAAGCUCUUAAGGGUCAUACAUGGCUUAAAGACGAUGAAGCAACAGGGUGUAAACAAUGUAAAAAAGAAUUUUCUAUUUCAAGACGAAAGCAUCAUUGUCGAAAUUGUGGAGAUAUAUUUUGCAAUACAUGCUCAAGUAAUGAACUUUCACUGCCAUCAUACCCAAAGCCUGUACGUGUGUGCGACACCUGCCAUAACUUACUGCUCCAGAGAUGUUCUUCAAAUUGUUCUUAA